Molecule: messenger RNA, 1002 nt
Organism: Cucurbitaria berberidis CBS 394.84
Lineage: Eukaryota; Fungi; Ascomycota; Dothideomycetes; Pleosporales; Cucurbitariaceae
Product: aldose 1-epimerase
Exons: 2
Coding region: 1-1002 (333 amino acids)
Biological process (GO): beta-D-galactose catabolic process via UDP-galactose, Leloir pathway; glucose metabolic process
Molecular function (GO): carbohydrate binding; aldose 1-epimerase activity
Source: RefSeq, a predicted model, not a curated record
AUGUCUUCCGCCAAGGCUUUCACCUUCCUCCCAUUGGGCGCCAUCAUUCAAAAGUUUACCAUAAACGGAACGAAUAUUGUGCAAGGCUUUCCGACCGCAGAGCUGUACAAGCAGUACAAUUUCCCAUACUUUGGCGAGACAAUCGGUCGUAUCGCAAACAGAGUCUCGAAUGCGAAAAUCAAUGACUUGAAUGGAAAGUCGUAUUCGCUCCCAGUCAACAAUGGACCAAACUCCCUCCACGGCGGGAACCUUGGCUGGGGAAAGCGCGAAUUUGAAGGGCCGUCCACGGUGAACCGCAACGGCCAAGAAGCCACCUUCUUCAAGUAUGUGAGUGUGGAUGGUGAAGAAGGCUACCCCGGUACCGUGGAGGUCCGCGUUUGGUAUGUGCAAGAGAAGGAACAGGUCGAUGGUGCUCAACAAGACGUGUUGCACAUUGAAUAUGAAGCCGAACUGGUUGGCGAUGAAGUGGACGAGACUGCAAUUAACAUGACCAACCACAGCUACUUUAACCUCACCGGAGCAUCUACCAUUGCUGGCACAGAAGUCAGUCUGAUCACCAAUAAGUACCAGGUGGUGGACGGCACAGACAUACCCACAGGACCAAUUGAGGAGUACCCAGGCCUGAAGCCCCAGACACGCUUCACACUAGGCGAGAAGGAACCUGAUAUUGACGACUGUUUCGUCGUCAACACCGACCCCAGCAGUAUCCCCAUCGAUACUCGCUCAUCCCCUCUCAACAAGGUUGCGUCUUUCUAUCAUCCUGAAAGCAGAAUCCAUCUCGAGAUCUCAACUACCGAGCCAGCCUUCCAAUUCUAUACCGGCAAAUACAUCGAUGUGCCCGCUGUUGACGGUUUGCCAGCUAGGGGCCCCCGUUCGGGAUUCUGCGUUGAGCCCAGUCGCUAUGUCAAUGCGAUCAAUGUCCCGGAGUACAGGUCUAGCAUGGUGCUCAAGAAGGGCGAAAAGUAUGGAAGCAAGACGGUCUACAGGGGGUGGCAAGCAUGA